AUGAGUUCAAGACAGUUGAGAAGAUUAGGAAAGGAUGAUUUAGAGACGACUUUGCUCAAGCUAACAUCGAAAGCUAGCUCAUCGUCACCAGCCUUGGAAAAUGAAGAUGAAUCCCUGGCUCAACCAACAGUAACUAGCUCAAAUAUGUUUAUGUUAAUGGAUGAUGAUGAUGAGGAAGAGGAAGAGGAAGAGGAAGAGGAAGAAGCGGCUGUCUCACCAGUAGAGGAGGAGUCUCCAAUAAUUAAGCUGGAGACUAAAUCUCAGAAGAGGAAUACUAAGAAGACAAGUAAAAAGAAGAAUAAGAAGACUAAGAACCAAAGCAAAAAAGGUCCUAGCCUAAAAGACGAAGAUGGGGAAGAUGAUGAAGAGUUUGCUCGUUUGUUGACUCAAUUCCAAAAGAAAAAUAUAACAUCUUACAAAUCGCUGGAUUCUCAGGAGGAAUACGAUGAGUACGAUGACGAUGAUGGGUUUAUGACUGCCGAUGAAGAGGUUAGCCAAGGUUAUGAGGAUAACUUAUCGACUUGGAAACAAUAUAAUCUCAGAGAUGAUCCUGGGUUUACUAAGUUUAAACAUUUCAAACCUUUGAAUGCAUUGUUUAAUAAGUUCGAUUUCAAGCAGUUAAUUCCUGAUAACGAAUUCAAAUUACUUUUUGAUGAUUUAUCACCAGAGACCUUACAAGAUAUUGACUCUGUGACAUCCACUCAUGUAUCACCAGAAGUAUUGAAGCAAAUUGAGAGACUAAAAAGAUUAGUAAAGAACUGGAGUGGCAAGGACAAGAGAAGUGUCCCCAACGGCGGGUCUGUCCGAAAGUUACAGUUCACCAAGAUAAGAGACGACUGGCUACCAACAGUACGUGGAGAAUUCAUCUUGAAAAAGUUGUCUAACGACGAUCUAACAAAAUGGUCGAGAUGGCAGCGUCCUUUGGAUUGGGAUGCUGUCAUCAAAGACGAUGUUGAACGCAAAUGGUCUAAGCAUUUUACUUAUUAUAAAUUCGAUGCUUUAAACGAUACCAAUAGCAAAAAGGCUUUAACCGAAUUCUACCUGAGUACAGUCUUACACCCUGAUCAUGAAGCACUAAUAUCAAUAAUAUCUUCGCAAUUCCCUUAUCAUGUACCAGGGCUCUUACAAGUUGCCUUGAUAUGCGUAAGGCAAGGUGACAAAUCUAACAGUAAUGGUUUGGUUGAACGUGCACUAUUUGUCUUCGACCGUUGUUUGAAAAAUGGGAUUGAGUUCACUGCUAAGGAUUUCCAACUUCCCUACAUAUAUUUUUACAACAGACAGUUUUAUUUGGCUAUCAUGAGAUAUAUUCAAAUCGUAUCUCAAAGAGGUGCCGUUUCAACAGCCGCUCAGUGGUGUAAAACUCUUCUUUCUUUAUCACCUUUGGAAGAUCCUUUAGGAGCAAGAUAUUUCAUGGAUCAUUAUUUGGCUGCCAAUGAUGAAUAUCAGUACAUUAUUCAAAUGAUAAAGAAUCCUUUAUUCAACCUAUACAAACAGUGGUUUACUUUAGGACUGGGAAUGACUGCCGUAUAUUCUUAUUGGAAAUUGUCCUGCAUUGAAGAAGCUAAGCAGUUGUUAAAACGUGUUUGGAAUCAAUAUCCUUCAUCUCUUUACAGGAUAUACGAAGAAGUGUUACUUGGUGAUCCAUCCAAAUUGAAAAUUAAAUUAAAACCUCCUACUGUGAGCGCUUCUAUCGAGACAAAAGCUUAUACUACUAGAAUGGGCGCCAUUUGGAAGGAAGCGGAAGCUAAGAAGUUUUUACUUGAUGAGUUAGCAAGCAUUUUUAAUUCCACUUCGUUUGACACUGAUGCAGUGAAGGAUAUAAAUGAUGGCGAUGAUGAUGACGACGUGGCGCCAACAUCAUUCUUCAUCAAUAACAUUCCAAUUAAUUUGUUAAGGUUUGCUAUUCUUUCUCAAGAGUCAUCCGUUAUGGCUGCUAUUCCCGAAGAAAUUUGGUCAGAUCAUUCUGUGUUUGAAUUCGAUGUACUACCACCACAACCACAUGAUAGAGAAAGUGAGUAUGUAGUAGAAACAAUCGAAGGACUAAUUGAUAGUAAACAUCUAGAAAUAUCCCAAAUGAACAGGUUCGCUGAUGAGGAGCUUUUACAACACAUUAACCAGUUAUCAAUACAAGAAUACUUGGAGCAGCAGCAACAACAGCAACAACCAAAUGAAGAAAUCGAAUAG
Messenger RNA from Kluyveromyces lactis, 2184 nucleotides. RefSeq names its product Rqc1p (gene RQC1). NCBI's taxonomy places the organism in Eukaryota, Fungi, Ascomycota, Saccharomycetes, Saccharomycetales, Saccharomycetaceae. The coding region runs from base 1 to 2184 and encodes 727 amino acids. The record is from RefSeq and is a predicted model, not a curated record. The transcript has a single exon. Gene Ontology annotation, cellular component: RQC complex. Gene Ontology annotation, biological process: rescue of stalled cytosolic ribosome; ribosome-associated ubiquitin-dependent protein catabolic process.